GGCUGAGUCUGAGCCAUGAGGGCGCUGGAUGCACUACAGCGCCCAGGGUACAAUGCGGGGCCUGGUCUGUGCCCUGCCCCAGGUCACUGCGUGCAGGUUCUGGCUGGAGAAGGAGCUGCUACUAUGUUGCGGAGCGGCUGCGGGCGGCUGAGAGGGUGCUUCUACUACCUGCACGGCGCUCUGCGGGCCCCCGCCAAGAGCGGUCGCCGGAGCUUGGUCUCCUGCAUAGAUCCUUCCGUGGGACUGAAUGAAGAGCAGAAAGAAUUUCAGAAAGUGGCCUUUGACUUUGCUACCCGGGAGAUGGCUCCAAAUAUGGCAGAGUGGGACCAGAAGGAGUUGUUCCCAGUGGAUGCAAUGCGUAAAGCUGCUCAGCUCGGCUUUGGGGGAGUCUAUGUACGAACAGAUGUAGGUGGGUCUGGACUGUCACGGCUCGAUACAUCUGUCAUCUUUGAGGCCUUGGCGACAGGCUGCACCAGCACCACAGCCUAUAUAAGCAUCCACAACAUGUGUGCCUGGAUGAUUGAUACCUUUGGAAAUGAGGAACAGAGGCACAAAUUUUGCCCACCGCUCUGUACCAUGGAGAAGUUUGCUUCCUAUUGCCUCACUGAACCAGGAAGUGGCAGUGAUGCUGCCUCCCUUUUGACCUCAGCGAAACGACAAGGAGAUCAUUACAUCCUCAAUGGCUCCAAGGCCUUCAUCAGUGGUGGAGGUGAAUCAGACAUCUAUGUGGUCAUAUGCCGAACAGGAGGACCAGGCCCCAAAGGCAUCUCCUGUAUAAUUGUGGAGAAAGGAACCCCUGGCCUCAGCUUUGGCAAGAAGGAAAAAAAGGUGGGGUGGAAUUCACAGCCAACCCGCGCCGUGAUCUUUGAAGAUUGUGCAGUGCCCGUUGCCAACAGAAUUGGAAAUGAAGGACAGGGCUUCGUCAUUGCCAUGAAAGGACUGAAUGGAGGGAGGAUCAAUGUUGCUUCCUGCUCUCUAGGAGCUGCUCAUGCCUCAGUCAUCCUCACCCGAGACCACCUCAGUGUUCGGAAGCAGUUUGGAGAACCUCUGGCCAAUAACCAGUACCUGCAAUUCAAACUGGCUGAUAUGGCAACAAGACUGGUGGCCUCACGGCUGAUAAUCCGCAACGCAGCAGUGGCUCUCCAAGAGGAGCGGGAAGAUGCAGUGGCCCUGUGCUCCAUGGCCAAGCUCUUCGCUACAGAUGAAUGCUUUGCUUCUUCCCCCAGUCAAAGAUGUCUAAUCCCUGUCUCCCUGAAGAUCUGCAACCAGGCUUUACAGAUGCAUGGAGGCUAUGGCUACCUGAAGGACUAUGCUGUUCAGCAGUAUGUGCGGGACUCCAGGGUCCAUCAAAUCCUAGAAGGUAGCAAUGAAGUGAUGAGGAUGCUGAUCUCUCGAAGCCUGUUUCAGGAGUAGUACCCAGACUUGAUGUUCGCACGUGAUGGUUAAUGCACAACCCGAAUCAGAGGUUUCAUGUGGACUGUUAAGUUACAGAUGAAUCAUGGAUGAGACUGAAGGGCUGAGCUUUUCUAGGUGGACCCAAAGUGGUGGAAGCAGCAUCAGCUAUAGGAAUGGGACAGAGUCCUCAGCAGAACUAGAGGAGUUGCCCUGAUUGAGAAUGUUACAAGAAGACAACAACAAGACACUCCAACAACAAGAAGAUUCCUAAUGAAAAAAGGUGACCAGUGAAGACUCAUCACCAAGUCAGAGUCCUUUUUUGGAUCCAUGUUGUCCUGAUUUGUCUGCAUUUGGUGGUUCACUGAAUCCCUCUUCCAGGGAUCUGAGCACUUCCAUUGAGGGUUUUUCCUGAUGAUAAAGCAAAGGUGUGGGAAAGGAGAAAUGGACAAAAAAUGUCCUCCUAUCUUUUCUUAUGCUCUACUAAAGAUGCAGAAGGUUUCUGUGGGUUGCAUUUCCUUUGUAGUACUCCUGUGAAUGUAAGUAAUGAUAAAGUGAGUAUUUGGGAAACCUUACUCCUAGGUGAGAUUUAAGGUAUAUCUGCACUUGUACACUUUCUGAAUAUCAAGGACUGAAGUUAUUUGAAACUCUGAAUAUUUGUUGUUUUCUUUUUUAGAAACAUGUGGUCUAAAAAUGGUAUUUAAGUUUCUGUAACCCUUUCUGAUAAGUACUUUGAGCAUAAUUUCUUUCUAUCUGAGUUUAAGGAAAUGAUAGGCAUAUAGAAGAGAGAGUGACCUGGCAAAAGUGAUAAAGUUGGAAGGGAUUCAUAAACAAGGUAGAAAUUAAAAUUAAACUUUUAUGAAAACGUGUAAUACAUAAAGAGAACCAAGAAAGUCAGUUUUAGACAGGAAGGAACCAGGAGCAGGAAAAGUGCAGAAUUUGUAUGGGACCUGUUUGCAACUUUGUUUUGUUGUGCUUUGGACUUGGCUUGGGAUGGAAAGAAAAUGUAAGUUGAAUCUGGAUGGAGAGUUAUGAAAACCAAAGUGUGGGUUUUAUCUCCUAAUUGGAGAAACUGUGAGAAGGUUUUUAAUGAAGAUAUGUUGAGAUAAUUUGUCGGUAAGAACGUUCUUGGAAUACACAUGCAGAAUGAACAUGAGUAGAGAAAGACAAGAUAAGGCAUGUCCAGUCUGUAGGUUCUGGAAGUAAUUAAGGUCUGAGGAAAUUGAGCUCAAGCUUGAAAGGUAAAGAAAAGAGGAGAAGUGAGCAGAUACAGACCCAUGCUUAGAAUGUUUGCUGUGGAACAUGGAACAUGAGGGUCUCCCUGGUAAUUGGGCUGCUUUCUAGCAUUUACUUCUAAGGCUUCUGUUCAGAUUUGAAGCAAAAAUAGGUGUUGUAUUAAUGUCUUUCUAUUUGUGUCCCUCAUAAGAGAAUGAUGAGAUGCUAUUACUACAAAUGCAACCCGCACUGUCACCCAUCAUUACUAUUCAGAGUUCAGUUUCCCGGCAGCCUAGCAAGGGACUUGACCUCUGUGACAAGAAGUUAGGGACAUUUCAAGCUAAUUUCUAUCACUGUUUAUUUUGCUGUUCCAUAGAUGAAGCCAAAAGGAGCAGAACAAAUAUGUCUUAAGGAAAAACCUGUGCCAGGUGCUAUGUUAGGUGCAGGAUAUACACGGAUAAGCAAACACAACUUAACUUGGAUGGACUUACAGGCCCGGAAGGCUAGAAAUUAGAUAACAUAAAUUCAGUAUGUGGUAGCAAAAACAAACACAUUUACUAAGUACACUGGGGCACAAGUAGUGUUGUGGCUCUAUAUGAUGGCCUCAAUGAAAAUUGGAUUUCCAAGUUGGCUUCAUAAUUUCUUCAAACUAUCUCCCCUUGUAAUAACUCAUACAGUUAUUAUACAGGGGGAAAUCUGAUUGCUCUGAUUAUAUGUCCAUUUAAACAGAAGAAUGUUUAGGUUACCCAUUAAAAUUUUCAUCUUUUAUAGAUUCAGUAAAUUAGAAGUAUCUUAUUUACUUAUUUGCUUUAGUGCUUAUCUGGUUAUACUUUUAUUUUAAAAACACUUCUCCAAAGUACUUUUCUGCAGAUUAUCUCCUAUAUCUCAUGAUUUUCACAAGGAGCUCCUUGCAUGAGUAUUUACUUAAGAUAAUUGUGUUAAAUUGAUCUGAGUUGAAUUGAGUAACAACCGUGAUGAAAACAGCAACUAACAAUGUUUCUGUUCAGUUAAGAGACUGAACUAUGGAUUCAGGCUCCCAUAUCUGGAUUUGAUUGCUAGCUUUGCUCAUUAACCAUGUGACUUUAAGAAAAAAACACCUAAACUCUCUGUGCCUGUUCCCUUAUGUAUAAAAUGGAGAUAAUAAGGAUCCCUGCCUCUUGGGGUGGUUGGUGAAUCAAGCGAAAGAAUCCAAAUAAAUGGCUUUGAAUAGAGUA
Mustela erminea (ermine) is the source of this 3821-nucleotide messenger RNA. It is a transcript of the gene ACAD8, whose product is annotated as acyl-CoA dehydrogenase family member 8. The record is from RefSeq and is a predicted model, not a curated record. Gene Ontology annotation, biological process: lipid metabolic process. The transcript is spliced from 11 exons. Lineage: Eukaryota; Metazoa; Chordata; Mammalia; Carnivora; Mustelidae. Gene Ontology annotation, molecular function: acyl-CoA dehydrogenase activity; flavin adenine dinucleotide binding. Bases 16 to 1413 code for a protein of 465 amino acids.